AUGGAUGAUGAUAGCGAGAGUGAUGAGGAAAGUGAAAGUGAUGAAGAGAUCCCUAAACCUGCUGCCAAGAAUGGCUCUGUAACUGCCUCUGCAAAGAAAGGCAAGCCAGCUGCAGCUGCAAGCUCUUCUGAUUUAUCUGAGGAAUCCUCUGACGAGGAUGAUGUUCCAAAAACUAAGGCGGUCCCUGCUGCAGCAAAGAAUAUAACUUCUUCUAACAAGAAAACUCAGCCAAGUGGAAGUUCUGAUUCUGAUUCUAAUAGCAGCUCUGAUGAGGACGAUAAAAAGAAAAUAUCUGCAACUACAAAGCUGCCUGCUUCAUCAGACGAUGAUUCAAGUGAAGACUCUGAUGAAGACGAUGAUGUCAAGCCCUCUGCAACUGCUGUGUCAAAGCCUGCUGUGUCAAAGAAGAAAGUUGAUAGUUUUGAUUCUGAUGAUAGCAGCUCUGAUGAAGACAAUAAGAAGGCUGCCAAAAAGGUUUCCAAUGCCAAGUCAGUGCCUGUGUCUAAGCAGCCUGUUAAGACCUCAAGUACUAGUGAUUCAGAUGAAGAGGUUAUUCUAUUCAAUGCUUUGUUCAGGUCCUAA
Molecule: messenger RNA, 582 nt
Organism: Vigna angularis (adzuki bean)
Lineage: Eukaryota; Viridiplantae; Streptophyta; Magnoliopsida; Fabales; Fabaceae
Product: nucleolin 2-like
Exons: 7
Coding region: 1-582 (193 amino acids)
Source: RefSeq, a predicted model, not a curated record